CUUUACUCUUUUUCUCUCUCCUUUUCAUAACCCAUUAGGACCAUCACACGUAUCCAUAUCAUUCCAAAGCAACCCCCAAAAAUCACAUCCUCUAUAUCCAACAUUUUCUUACAAUCUCUCUUUGUGUAAUCUUCUUCAAAAAGGAUCCACAAGUCCAAAUGAUGAUGAGGAAUCCGAACAAUACUACCACCAGAGACAAGAACAAGCCAAAUCAUGCAUGUGGUGGUAGUAACAACAAACCGAAGCUAAGAAAGGGACUUUGGUCUCCUGAUGAAGACGAGAGGCUCAUAAGGUAUAUGUUGACCAAUGGACAAGGAUGUUGGAGUGACAUUGCUAGGAAUGCUGGUCUAUUACGCUGUGGCAAAAGUUGUCGCCUCCGUUGGAUCAAUUACCUGAGGCCUGAUCUCAAACGUGGUUCCUUCUCUCCUCAAGAAGAAGAUCUCAUCAUCCAUUUGCACUCCAUUCUUGGUAACAGGUGGUCUCAAAUAGCUACUCGGCUUCCAGGAAGGACAGACAACGAGAUCAAAAACUUUUGGAACUCGACAUUGAAAAAGAGGUUUAAGAACAACAACAAUACUUCUUCAGGAUCAUCACCUAAUAAUAGUAAUAGUAACUCUUUGGACCCAAGAGAUCAACAUGUGGACAUAGGAGGCAAGUCAAAUCCAAUGAUGGAUGGCUAUCAUCAUCAUGAUGACACGAUGAUAAUGAGGAACACCAUGCGCACGGACCCUUCUUCAUUCAAUUUUGCACCCAUGGUUAGUGGUGUGGGCUUAAACAACCUUGAUCCCUUGAUUUCAGUACCGGAUCAUAAUCAAUAUCAACAAAUGGGAAACACAGGGAAUGUGUUCACUGGGUUAGGAGAUUAUGGAAAUGCAAUUAUUGAUCCGAUUAGCAAGGGAGCAUCAGUAGAAAAUGAAUGGUUUCUUACCCCGUCAGUGAAUGGCAAUGCCAUUGCUUGUACCACAAGCAACAACCUAAACGUAGAAGUCCUUGAUCCUUGCUUCAUUAAUAGCAAGACUAUGUGUCAUUCAGAAAGCUUCAAAGUAGGGAACAUGUUUAGCAUGGAGAAUGCUUCUUGGGAAACAGAAAACCCUAAAACUGGAGAUUGGGAUUUGGAUGGUCUCAUUGAUAACAACUCUUCUUUCCCUUUCCUUGAUUUCCAAGUUGAUUAACAAAUAUUUCCUCUCACAUUCUUCUCUUUACUUAUUUGUCCUUUAUUCAUUCUUCUAUUCUUAUUACUAUUUUUUUAUUAUCAAUGAUGGUUUAUACAUCUUUACAAUUACCAGAGCAGAUACUACCACUCACUAGGGAGCUCGAAUUUGAAGUUGGUCCUCUCCAUUCCAAAAGAAUCUCGUUUUAAUCAGUUGAGCUACUUGCGUUGGGUCUCGUUUAGUACAUGAAAUGUGAAUAGGAAGGUACAUUGAGAUUUAUUUGCUGAGGAGGUACUUAAAUAAUGGCCCACAUAAUGAGGUGAUUAGUUGGUUUAUUUGUAUAGUUUCUCUUUUUUUUUUUCAUUUUUUUGGGGCAGAAAUCCGAGUUUGAUGUGUAAAACACGGUUCCAUAAAAUGAAAGAAUUAUUCAUUUCAUUAUCUCUUAACCUAAGCUUUGGCUU
Molecule: messenger RNA, 1612 nt
Organism: Raphanus sativus (radish)
Lineage: Eukaryota; Viridiplantae; Streptophyta; Magnoliopsida; Brassicales; Brassicaceae
Product: transcription factor MYB83-like
Exons: 2
Coding region: 159-1172 (337 amino acids)
Source: RefSeq, a predicted model, not a curated record